Mollisia scopiformis is the source of this 1729-nucleotide messenger RNA. RefSeq lists its product as uncharacterized. Gene Ontology annotation, cellular component: cytoplasm; nucleus. Gene Ontology annotation, molecular function: mRNA binding. Bases 1 to 1428 code for a protein of 475 amino acids. The record is from RefSeq and is a predicted model, not a curated record. Gene Ontology annotation, biological process: regulation of RNA metabolic process; regulation of gene expression. The transcript has 2 exons. Lineage: Eukaryota; Fungi; Ascomycota; Leotiomycetes; Helotiales; Mollisiaceae.
AUGUCUGCCUCACCUACAGCAGCCCCUACCCAGUCGACGAAGCGACCUCUCGAAGAUCCCUCAUCUCCAUCUGCCCCCAAUGAUCAACCAGAGGCAAAGCGACCCGCUCUCGACAAGGUUGUCAGAGGCGACAAUGUAGAGGAGGUUCCAGAAGCUCUCGAACCCCCCGUUGUGAGCUCCAACGGUGAACACAAGACGACCGAGGCUACCAAUGGUACGAAGACUGACGAGAAGGACGGACAAGGCGAUACGGUAGUCCCAGAUGCAGGUGCCCAAAUCACCCAGGGCACUGCUACAUCGACCAAAGAUCUCCCGAGCAGUGGUUCAUCUCUCCAACACGACGAAAGUGGUUGGAUUCAUAUUCGUGCUGUCAUUACUAGUCCCGAAGCUGCUACCGUCAUUGGCAAGGGUGGAGAAAAUGUGUCUUUGAUCCGCAAGCUGUCUGGUGCGAAGUGUACUGUCAGCGACUACCAAAAGGGUGCAGUAGAGAGAAUUCUCACAGUCAGUGGUGUAGUUGAUGCUGUAGCAAAGGCUUUCGGUUUGAUUGUCAGAACAAUCAGCAACGAACCCCUUGACAUUCCCUCGACUGCUCAGUCCAAGACCUAUCCUCUCCGCCUGCUUAUUCCACACAUCCUCAUUGGCUCAAUCAUCGGCAAGGGAGGUAUGAGAAUCCGUGAGAUUCAAGAAGCUUCAGGUGCACGCCUCAAUGCCUCUGAUGCUUGCCUUCCCCUGUCUACUGAGCGUUCACUUGUUGUUCUCGGUGUCGCUGAUGCUUCUCACAUUGCAACUUAUUAUGUUGGCAGUACCCUUUAUGAGCAGCUCUCAGAACGAUUCGGUGGCCCUGCUGCUUCAGCUUAUGCUUCCCGAAGUGGUGGACCAGCAGGCGUUGUACCAGGAGGCAUGCAAGUAGUUCCAUAUGUUCCCCAACCAGCUGGUGGAAGCUAUGGUCACCCCGAGAAUCGCCGCCAUGUGGACCGUGGUCACCACACUCCCGCCAAUUCUUAUGGUCAACCAUAUGCUGCUCAUGGUCAAGCUCCCCAACAACAACAACCCCAAGUUCCCAUGCACUAUGGUGGCUCACCCGCCGUUGGCGGAUAUGGCGGAGUUGGUCCACAACAGCCACAACAACCUCAUGUUGGCGGACCACAAUCGCAUGCAGGCCCACCGGCUCAGCCAAUGCAAGGAAUGGUUCCUGGUCAACCAUUAACUCAGCAAAUCUUCAUUCCAAACGACAUGGUUGGCGCUAUCAUUGGCAAAGGUGGUGCGAAGAUCAAUGAGAUUCGACAACUGAGUGGCUCCGUCAUCAAGAUCAACGAACCCCAAGACAACAGCAACGAGAGACUGGUUACGAUCACUGGAACUGCCGAAUGCAAUCAAAUGGCCCUAUACAUGUUGUAUUCAAGACUUGGUACGUUAGAAAACUCAUGAACGUGAACGACAAUACGCUUACGUAACUCAACAGAGAGUGAAAAGCACCGCAUCUAGAGCGGGGAUAUAAUAUUGAUGACACUUCACGGUAUGCUUAUGGGAUUUGCUUUUCAGCGGCGCUGGGCAUCACGGGGUUCAUUACCACCAAACAAAAGCUUGGGAGCGUGCGGCCUUUGAGACGGUGGCUCUUCGCUCGAUUCCUGGCAUCUACAUACUUUGGUCGGCAGGUGAUGGGUGGAACCUUUUCGACAUGUAUUCACCUAGCAUAGAAAUAAUGCAUUUCUGUGAUCUAUGACCUGUU